AUGGAUAUAACUCCAACAACUUUUGCUGCGCCGAACUCAUCAGAGGAUACGAAUUCCACGAGUGCCCCGAGACCUCCGCCUCACUCCCAGAGCGCGGCCGUCUUCAUCGUGCUCAUGGUCACUGUUAUCAUUCUGGUGACGAUCGUGGGGAAUGUACUGGUUGUGGUGGCCGUUUUCACCAGCCGUGCACUCCGUGCGCCGCAGAAUCUCUUCCUUGUCUCCUUGGCAUCGGCAGAUAUCUUAGUGGCUACCUUGGUCAUACCUUUCUCCCUCGCCAACGAGGUCAUGGGUUACUGGUACUUUGGGAGCACAUGGUGUGCCUUCUACCUGGCCCUCGACGUCCUCUUCUGCACGUCCUCCAUUGUGCACCUCUGCGCCAUAAGCCUGGACAGGUACUGGUCUGUAACCAAAGCUGUUAGCUAUAACCUGAAGAGGACGCCAAAGCGUAUUAAGUGUAUGAUCACCGUGGUCUGGGUCAUAUCAGCGGUCAUCUCUUUCCCACCGUUGCUUAUGACCAAACACGACGAGCACGAGUGCUUGCUCAACAACGAAACAUGGUAUAUUCUCUCGUCUUGCCUGGUCUCAUUUUUCGCCCCUGGACUAAUCAUGAUUCUGGUGUAUUGUAAAAUAUACAGAGUGGCCAAGCAGCGCGCAUCAACCGUGUUCGCGGCCAAGAACGGGAUGGAGAGACAGCCUUUGGAGUCGGAAACUUGCUUUGUGCCCAGGGAGAAAUUUGAGACGGAGAGCCCCAGCAGCCUGAGUAUAGGUGGCCACCCGCGGAAAGGAGAGCUGGACGAUAUAUACCUGGAAGAGACCUGUGCCCCCGAUAGCAAACCCAAGAAAUGCCACUUCUCCAAGAGAGGGAAAGUGGAGGGCGCGAACACGUUCACAAAACAGAGCUGCCGCGCGCCGUCGGCUUCGAAUAGCAACGCACAGCUCUCUCGGGACCAAAGGACGAGACAGAUGUCACUGUCAAAGACAAAACUGGCGCAGAUGCGCGAAAAGCGCUUUACAUUUGUCCUUGCAGUGGUGAUGGGGGUGUUUGUACUCUGCUGGUUCCCAUUCUUUUUUACAUACAGUCUGCACGCAAUAUGCAGAGAUAGUUGCCCAAUUCCGGAUGCUCUCUUCAAUCUGUUUUUCUGGAUUGGUUACUGUAACAGUUCAGUGAACCCUAUAAUUUAUACAAUAUUUAAUCGUGAUUUUCGGAGAUCUUUCAAGAAGAUCAUAUGCCAGACUUCACACACAUAA
This is a messenger RNA of Salvelinus namaycush (lake trout), 1248 nucleotides long. Its product is annotated as alpha-2Db adrenergic receptor-like. Gene Ontology annotation, cellular component: membrane. NCBI's taxonomy places the organism in Eukaryota, Metazoa, Chordata, Actinopteri, Salmoniformes, Salmonidae. Gene Ontology annotation, biological process: adenylate cyclase-activating adrenergic receptor signaling pathway. Bases 1 to 1248 code for a protein of 415 amino acids. The record is from RefSeq and is a predicted model, not a curated record. Gene Ontology annotation, molecular function: adrenergic receptor activity. The transcript has a single exon.